AAGCACUUCAGUGAUAACUGCACUGGCUGAGAUGUUAGCUCUACUUUAAAUGUACCCUGGUCCAGUUCCUGAGAUAGUCUGGUACAUUUGGAGAGGUGGGAAAGUUCAGUUUAAGUCUGAUGUGGACCAAACAAGUAAAGUCUGGUGGUUUGUUCACAGUGUGAAAGCAAAGAGGAAAAACUUAAAAAUCAAAGGGGAGAAGUGGUAUUAAGUGCAGUGCAUCAUGGGUGAAUAUCUCGCUUGGUGUCUGUAUAACAAGGGUGUUAUAUCCUUCAUCAAGACUCUCCUUUUUUUGUGACACUGAUUUAUUUCUGCAUCAUGGCUGUUAUUUCGCCCACAAAUCAAAUCGAGUUUUUGACUAUCAUUUGUGAAAAACGACUUCAGUGUGCGAAGAUCCUCCUUUUUUUUCUUCUUAAAUCAGUGUAACCUAACACAAAGACUUGGUAAAUUUGGUAUGAACAUUUAAGAAAAAAAUAUUGGGCUUUUGUUCUCUAUUAACAAAAUGACAUACUGCAAAAUAGGAAAUAAAAACAACCUGAAGACUAAAUCAUUUACCUUCACUUCGAUCUCUCCACGAAGCUGCAACUCAUAAGCAUUGUCUUUAAUCAGAGCCAAGUACGUCUCUGAACUGGCGUGGAUUUUCUGAGCUGAAACGCACAAGUUUAAAAAAACAACUUCGUUCAUAGAUCCCCGCAGUUUCAACAUAAAAAAAUCAGUCUUAAUUUAACAAAAUUAAAAACAAAUCUGUGAUCUGUAACAAAAAAAUAAAAUACGAGGAAAACGAUAAAACCGUGAGACCAGAACAAGAUACAUUUAAAAUAUAAAUACCUACAUACACACUACUUAUCAUAAUAUUUAUUUAUGCACACACGCCUACAUAUCUAUUAGGUAAUGUGCUGUUGCAUUUAAUUUACACAAUAAAUAGAGGUUAAAGUACAAACAUUGUAAUGAUAAUAAAAGUCAGAACACAGAUGUGUGUCAGUGUGUUGCAUGUCUUAUUGCACGUACGCAGGCUGGUGGACUCCAUUCUGGAGGCCGUGUUGACUGUAUCUCCAAACAGACAGUAUCUUGGCAUCUUGUAGCCCACUAUUCCUGCCACACAUGGACCUGUAAGGCAAAAAACAAGACCUGAAGAUGGUGAUGGAUGAAAGUUAAACAUAAAUUAUAUUCUCCUUUUUUCAAACAGUCACAAAUCAAGAGGCUCAAACAUUUGGAAUUACAAACACAGCAACUUUCGUAGCAAUGCAAAGACCCCACUGUAAGACAGCUCAGAUCUUCAGCACUCUGCUGACACGUUGGUUUUGUUAGAAAAGCUUCCCCUCAAGUGCAGCAUCUGAGCUCAUCUCACCUGUGUGAAUGCCAGCUCGGAGCUGCAGCCUCUGAUUGGGCAUGUGAGGGAUUGACACCUGCCUGACGGCCGCAACCAGAUCCAGAGCCAUCUUGGCGAUCUCGUCAGCGUGUCUGUCCCCGUUCCUCUCAGGUAGACCACUCACCACCAUGUAGGCAUCUCCAAUCGUCUCCACCUGGUUUCAGUGGGUUUAUAGGACAAAAUUAAUCAGCGGAUGACUUGAGAGAUGACAUGAAAUGUAAAUAUUUGAAAUCUUAACGUGAAAGAUAUUUAUAGUCCAAAAAGAAAAUAUCAGCCAAUCAAAAGACAUGACUGUGAAUGGAAUCUGUCGUUUUUGCAGAGAGGUUUGGUGUUUGUGCAGCUGGAAAGCACGAAGGCUCAGCUGCUAUGAUCAGUCUAAUCAGUCUAAUUAUCAGUCUGAGUAAUAAGAGUAGACUCAAUAACUGUUUUAAGCUGAACAGGGAACAAAGGCACAAUACUUCUUAAAGAAUAACAGCCCACAGCUCUCUGAAGUCGGACUGUGACAGUGAUGUUUGGAGAUGUGAUUUUAAAGGCAACACUAGGAUCUGAAUUUCUUUCUGUGUGUUGACAUUUGAUUGUCACCUUGUAGACGUCGUAGGAGUCGAUGCGUGUGUCAAAGCACAUGUAGAGGUUGUUGAGCAUCUCCACAACUUGCAGAGGAGUGCAGGAGGCAGAGAUUGACGUGAAGCCGACAAUGUCUGAAAAGAAAAUGGUCACCUGCAGCCAAACAGGCGAAGGAGAAAAACAUUAUAUCCACAGGACAUAACCAGGUAAAAAUACAUUCACAGUUUAUGUAGCUACUGUAAUGGAAACUAAUCCCAUGCAACAAUAGUUUUUAUGAAUCCUGUUGUCACAAACAGCAAAGUCGUUAUUUGUUAUACUCUCACAUCCAUACAGACCACAGCUCUCUGUAACUAACAACAUCUUUGAUACCAGAAAAGUGGUGUGCACAGGAUAUUAAAGGGGCAGCGGGAAAAGUAAAAACAAAAAGGACACCUCCUGUAUAUCCUGGGGCACCCACACAGAAUGUUAUCAUCAAUUUAAAUGAUGUCUCUCACUUUUUGGCCCAGCAGUUGUUAGCUUAUUAGCGCUUAUAGUAGGUACAGCCUAUCUCACGUCAUGCUCACUCUGUCCCUUGGCUUUUCAGACACACACUGAUACAAACACCUGCCUCCUCUUGCUCCUCUCCCUGCUCUUCUCUCUCUUCCUCCUGCUCCUCUCCCCUCUCCACCUGUGGCUGCUUGAUAGUUUAGGGGCAGCACCCAUGCUCUGCUGUUAAGGGAUUCAUUCAGCAAGUAGGAUGUAACAGGGGAAACACAGCAGGCAGCACAAUACUGUUCAGUCUCGGUUUUUAUAUUUUAUGAUCAUGGGGGGACAGAAUCAUAAUCAAAAUCUGAAUCAUCACCCAGCUCUACUGGAAGGCUCUCCAAAGGGCAUUAUUUUCACAUUUUAUGUACCAGAAAAGUACAAAGAAGCAACUUUUUCCAAAUUCUAAUACUGGAGGAGUAUAUAGAGAGAACUUUUUCCACAUUUCUACACAUACUGGAGUAGCCUGUAGUUCUCUGUGCCUCUGGCUAUUUAAAACCAAAGUCCUGAUCUACCUCUGAUUCCACCUUAAAAGGGGUAAGAAAUGUCUUCUUCUUCAAAAAAAAAAGCACCAGAGAGCCUUGGAGAUCUGCUAAUUCUGUAAAACAUACCCAGAUCUUGGUGUCUUAUAUCUUCUUUCAAGAACACUCUCAAGCUUAGUAUUGAUCUAGAAAUUAGCACAGGGUCCUUUUCAGUGACACCCCCAACCCAUCCCAUCACUGAGAGCUUUCGGUCCAGCUGCUUCAAACCUCUUCAAUAAGCCAGACGCAAUUUUCACCCAAAUAACUUGUUUUAUCUCCUGAUGAAUAUGGAGCAGGGCAAUUAUAGGUAAUUAGGACAACAAUGGCAACAAAGGCAGCAAACACACACAUCGAUUCAUCGUGUUUGCAGAUCUUGCGGAGGCAAAGCUGUCUCACAGCACACCCCAUAAACCCUCUGAGCAGCGUGAGCUCUGGAUCUGCAUUAGAAGUGAACAGAGAGGAGGAAAUGUUUCUGUCUUAUCCGUCUUUGACAUCUUCAUUUUUCUGUUUGCCUUUGAGGUUCAUAGUUUUAACAGUCAGAGUCUGAAUACUGUAUCCAACUUGCAUUUGUAGACACUAUUUCAAAUAUAUCUCUUGCUUUUCUUUAUUGUUAUUCACCUUUAAACCCUUUUUGCAAAUUUCAAUCUCUUUGUGGUGCAGUUAUUUUGAACCUCAUGGACAUUAAGAAUAAAAUUAUGGCAUAUUACAGGCACUCAGAGUCUUUCUAAAUAAUGGCUUUAACACAAAACAGUUCCAGCAAUACCAAAACAUCUUUCAGUUUCAACUCCUUUUUUCAUCCUGAGGGAAGAACCAGAUAUGCGUCUCAGUGAAAAUAUCUGAUCUGUAGCAGAUUGUUAGCUGACCAUCGUUCAGAUAGUGAAAUAAAUCAGAUCACUGCGAUCAGAGCCAUACAGACUGUUAAUACUAAGUCAAUAAAAGUCAGACAACAAAUGCAAACCAGAACACUUCUCAUACCAAAGUCCAGUCCUGAGAUGUACAGAUUCUACAUUUUUUAUGUAGAAUCAGCAAACAAGGGUAAGCAGUCUGGAGAAAUGUGAUGUUUUUAAUCAGUGUUUUUGUUUGCUGGAACAGAGUCCAGAGUCUCACUUGGGAGGCUCAGUCAGCUGUUUGAUAAACUGAUCAUAGUGUUAGGUCAGGCAGGCUACAAUUUUAAGCAAUUCUUCCAAAGGAUCAGCUGAUCUUGACGAAAGCCCAUGACAGCUGACAGCUCAGCCCAUUACCUUCUACACAUCCACUUGGCAUAUGUCAAACUGCUUCGGCCUGCCUACUCUUUCUGAUUCCUCUGCAAACUACUGUGCAACCCGCCUUCACCCAGCUCCUCCUUUUAAAGCAGUGUUUGAUUCAAACAGUUUCAUACUUAUUGUCACUGACUCCUGCACUGUUGUGUACCCCUAGGGUCUUUGCUGCUGCUCUCUCUGCCCCCAUUCCAGCUCCUCCUGGUAACACUGAGAGUGAUAUUAUCAGUGUCAUUUAGAUUGUCAGUGAUUCCUGCUCUGUUUUUUACCCUGACAGUCUUUGCUGAUGGUCUUCCCUGCCUCAACCCCAGCUUCUCCUUUUUUGCUGUGUUUGAUUUCACCAGUGUUAUAUGUAUUGUUUCUAAUUCCUGAUCUGUUUAUUACCUGGAAAGUCUUUGCUGAUGUCCUCCCUACCUCUAAUUUUGUUUUUUUGCUGUGUCUAAUUUUACCAGUGUUACAUGUUUCAUUGCGGAUUCCUGAUCUGUUCAUUACCUGGAAAGUCUUUGCUGAUGCUCUCCCUGCCGACACCCCAGCUUCUCCUUUUAAUAAUGUGUUUGAUUUUACCAGUGUCAAAUGUAUUGUCAAUGAUUCCUGUUUUAUUUUGUAGCCAGGAUCUUUGCUGAUGCUCUCCCUACCUCUACAUCAGCCCCUUUGUUUUGCUGUAUUUGAUUUUACCAGUGUUAUAUGUAUUGUCACUCAGUCCUGUUCAGUCCUGUAACCUGGAGGCCUUUGCUGAUGCUAUGUCAGCCUUGGUAGUUUUUUUUAAUGCAUGCAUGUGAAAUAGAGAAGAGGUUUGAUCUCCCUGCCUUGGGCUUUGGCGUUCCAAUUUAACAUCUUUAAGGGCAGGGAGCACUUUAUAAAAGAGCCAUAAUGCCAAAUAUAACUCAUUGCUAGGGAUUCAUGUCAUCAUAUUAACAAAUUAGUCCACUGACCUUGUCAUAGCUCUCAGCCUCCACAUGUUUCUGCUGACGAAGCUGCUUGGCGACUGACUUCGGUAGCAUUUGGUGCAGCAAAUCCUCGGCCAGCUGUCUCUGAUGCUUCAGGUCCUCAGUCUUCUCCUUCAGAGUCUGGGCAUAGUUCUGAAUCCACUCUGUCAUCUGCUUAAAGGAGAACAUCACCACCGGGUAGAUGAGGCAGGCCAAGGCCAGAAGGCAGACCCUCAUACUCAGCCCUGAAGAUACAGAGCGAGACGCCAACCUGAGGGCCUGCGCUGCACGAUCGAACAAGCAGCGCUGAGUGUUUUUAAGAGCUUCAACUCCAGUUUGAGAACCAGAAAGAAGCUCAGUGUCAGUACCAGAGAUCUGCCACUGAGAAUUGUCAAAAAUAUUAGAUUUUCCACAUUUGCUCAAAUUUGACUUGAGCUCCAUGUUUUCCAACCAGCAGUCGUUCAGUUGCUCUGUCAUGACUCUGGCAAAGCUAAGGUAGCUGAGCACAUAACUCCACUUUUCCUUAAAGUCAGUUUGAGUCCCCACACUGGGAAAGUCCAGUAAAUGUUGGUUUAAUUCUUUAAAUCUGACCAGAAGUUUUGCAGAAAGCACAUCUCUCCAGGUGGGAUUGUAUUUGACUUUUUCAACUGUUUCUUCCACUGAACCCCAGAUAUCCAGUAGGCUUUCAAUGGUCAGAGAGUAAACGGAAGUUGCAUUUUCCCAAGUGUUGUUUGUUUGUAAAGAAGAAUUCAAGAUUCGUUCAACAUCCCUCCAAAUGUCCUGACAAAAUCCUGCCAAUUCAACGCCACAAGGGAUCCCAAGUCUGUUACUGUGACCUGCUGUAUCUGCACAGAUGUGACCAAAUGCAGGAAACUCAACCUCUGACAAACCCCCCUCCAAAGUCUCAUUGUUCAUGUCUUUGGCUAAUAAUCGCCUCAUCUCUUGAAGCUUGUUGAUGAGUUGCAGGAUGGCGAUCGUCCUGCAGGAGGUCAUUUCAUCAUAAGCGGCCUCUGUGGAGUGCAGAAGGUCAAAGUUGGAGCUGAGGUCAAUGGAUACGGAGCCAAGCAGAGCCAGGAAAGAAAGGAUGCAGGCUGUCAGAAUCCGACGGACGGUGCGACUGCUGCCAGCCACAGAAAAUAAAGGGCAUCUGGAAAAAACAAGAGCAGUUCAAAGUUUUCAAAAGGCAGAUUACAAAUAUCAUAAAAACACCUGAAAUAUGGAGCAGGAUAAAAAAGGAGGAUUUACUUUGGCUGUUUCUUUCUGUUUUGUUAUUGAUAUAAUCUGCUUUAAACCAACUGUGCAAAAGGCUUUCAUAUCACAGAACUGUAAUUUUUUUGUUGCUUCAUGUCAGAGAUUUUUUCCCUUUACGUUUUUUCUUUACCUUUUCAAUAUUAGUUUAACUUUCUGUAUUUUAAUUUACUUUUCAUGCCUUCACUUUUUGGGAACUCUUUUUUUUUUACUGUAUUAAUCACAUAUUUCCUUUUUGCUAUUAGUGUGCUUUAUUCUCGGACCUUUUUUUGAGUCUCACCUGCAGAGCUGACAGUCCCCCUCCGCAUCCUGAAGCCCCCUGGGAGCGACCCUGCUUUUCUUGAUGAACCUCCUCUGAAAAGAAGCGGAGGACAGCGUCCCUGAAGCCAAACACUCUUUUUUCAUCAAGUCCACAGAUGACAUGAGCCUCGCGCUGCAGCUCGAGCACCAACUCGGUCUGUGACCCGACGGCAUCACAGAGGGGGACUCCAGGGAGAGGAGUCCCGUCAGAGGCAGGAAUAAGCGAGCAGCAACGUUGAACUACAUCCGGUUAAUACUUCAAAAUAAAACGUAUACAGACGCGCUGUCUUCUUCUUCUUCUUCUAAUAAUAAUAAUAAUUAUUAUUAUUAUUAUUAUUAUCAUUAUUAUUAUUACUAUAAUGACUUUAUUUGUAUAGCACUUUUAAAAACAGAUGUUUACAAAGUGCUUUGACAUGUAGUCGUAUAGCACAUGGAAAAAGACAAAUACAAACAAAAAGCUCCGUAAAAGCGGAAUAAAGGCCAUUUUCAUGUCAUUAUUGUUAAUAAUAAUAAUAAUAAUAAUAAUAAUGAAAUGUAUUUAUUUUUAUUGCACUGAUUUAACAGUUAAACAGCCACAUGAAGCUAUGGUACCUUCCACCCUCUUUUUUGGAGGGAAUCUGCUCAGAAACAUAAAUCUUUGUUUUUACAUUACUCUUAAUUCAUCAUAAAAACACAGUCAAAUAUGUCCUGUUUUAGCCUCUUCACUCUGCAUGAGUUGCACAAUUCUAUUUUUACUUUGAAAUCACAACGGAAGUACUUUAACUGCCUAACUGAUGCUGUCUUUUUUCUGUUCAACACUUCCACAUUCUUGUAAAGACUCGAACUUAAUUCUGAUGUAUUAUCUGACUCUCUCCUUUAGGUAGUGACAUUUAAUUUGCAAAAUUGAAUUUCUUUUUUUCCCCUCUUUUUGCCUUGUGGUCCUUUUUUUUUCUUUUGUUCCUUUUUUUUAAUUUCAUUUAUUAAUUUUGUGUUAUUUCAUGCAGAAAAAUGAAUAUAUUAACUUAAACAAUUUAUCCAAAUAAAUAAAUAAUUGAAUAAGGUCAUAUUUUAAUCAAAGAUAAAAUACACUGAUGGAUUAAAUUGAUUCAAAAAGGAAAGGCCAAAAUUUAAAGCACCUGUAACCUGAAACUUUCAACCACCUUGAUUUUGAUGCCUCCUGUGGACAGAGUGGUACCUCUUUUUUUCCCUGUUCAUUUUGUUUUUCUUUUUGGACCAAAGUUUUUUCUCCUGCUUGUUUUACAUUUAAACAUAUCACUCAUCUUCAGAAACACGCAAACAGCCAGUCCAAGCAACUGCAGUCAAUUAAUCUGGCUGACAUCUACCUCUAUCACUGAUUUCAGACAUAAAAAAUGACUUUAUGAAAAUACUUUAUCUUUACAUGAUACACAAUACACAUCAUACUUCAUCUUUAUCACCUUAUUUUAACCUUUUUGCAGAUGGAUUAAGUGAACCACAGGUUUUUAUUUCUUUCCACACUGUUGAUCCUCUUGUUUCCCUCUCUGACAGAUACACAGCGUCUGGUUUGAUCAUUUAAUUUUGCAGGUAGACCGUGUCCUCAGCGUGGACCUCUUUGUUUAGUUCCCACACAGCGGGACAGCUCCUCUCAUUGGACGCUCAGAGUCAGCUUAUCAGACAUGUGUUCAAUGCCCUGCUGUGACUGUCAUCUCCCAUUCACCAUUUCUGACCAUACUACCACCAGAGUGAAGUCAGGCACCAUAAAACCAGAAAUGAUGUGACUUUCCUUCAGAAUAAACGACAGAGGACGAGUCAGGCUGAGGACUCCUCAAAUCAAAUAGGCUGAAUAAACUCACUGGCUUAUUUACACCUUUUCCCAGAGCUGUCAUCUAUUUCUUAUACAAAAAUUUCUGCAAAAAAAUAAAGAGCUAUCCAAAUACAUUUUACCUGUCAAACACAUCUGUUUAAGUAUGAAUACCUAAAACGAUACAGCUCUUUAAUUCUGGGGAUGUACUUGAUGUUAUGUUUACGGUAAAUCUUUGUUUUUUUUCCCCAUUUACACUUUUUACUUGUUCUUAAAUGUUAUACUUUUUUAAACAUUUUUAUAAAUACUUAAAUGUUCUUGUUAUUCUGGGCUCUUUGAUCUUUGUUAUGCACCAUUCACAAAGACAAACUGUGUGAGAAAAUAUGUUUUUUUUUUUUUUUUUUUUGCACAUUUAGGGCCAAACUAAACUUUCAGUUCAAGAGUGAAAUAAGAUAAAAACCUCAAACUGGAACCUCUAAGAAUAAGAGUAACUUUUUAUCCCCGAAGGCAAAUUCAAUUAUCUGUAGUCUCAAUUGUCAUGUCUCAAAAAGUCAUCAACUAUUUAUCAAAGAGUUGUAAAAAGAUCUUCUGAAUCUUUCUGUCCUGCAGCAAAGAGAGAAGAGCCGUCCACCACCAUUUGCCCUUUGGUCCAUCAAGGUGUUGUGAAGUGGGUGAUCCAUGUUCUUUAGAAUAGUCUCCACCUUCCUCAGUGUAGCUCUCUCCACCACAUCCUCCACUGAGUCCAGCUUGAGUCCAACCACAGAGCCAGCCUUUUUCACCAGUUUGUUGAGAUGUCUUGCAUCUUUGCGUUUAAUACUUCCUCCCCAGCAGACUGCAGCGUAGAACAGAACACUUGCCACCACAGACUGAUAAAACAUCUGCAGCAUCUUACUACAGAUGUCUAUUGAUUGUAGUCUUCUCAGCCAAAAGAGGCGGCUCUGCCCCUUUCUGUAGAUGAAGUCUACGUUCUCAGACCAGUCGAACUUAUCAUCCAUGUGUACACCUUCAUAUAGCUCUUGACAUGUCUCUCAUUUAACCAGUAUCCUUUUACCUAAAUGAAAAAGACGAAGAAAAGAAUUCACCCCUUGUACUGGUUGCACAGAUGUUUAGUUUUGCUGUAUGGGUGUUAAGAAGGCUUCUUUUAGAGGUCGCCUCAAGUGGACACUUUGGGAACUGCAGUUUUUGCAUGUCCACAUCAGUUUCAUACUAUGACAUCUGAGGGUGCUGUUGCAGGGUCUUUGCGCUGGACUGGUUAAGAAAUCUUAACUUUGUCAACUGAACUUAAUUUUGUUUGUAAACCACUCUGUGGUGGUCUAAAUCAGAUCAAAGUGCUGUUGGUGCACCAAGAAGAAAAAAAAUCCUUGGUCCAUAAAUGUCAUAUAACUUAUUUUCUUAAAGUGAAUCAUAAGAGUAAAGAAAAUUCCGGCUCCUGCUACCCUGUAAAUAAAAAUAGAAACCUCUCUCCUGCGCAUGCUGGUUCUCUCAGGUACCAACACUGACAGUAGUGACCGAACAAUUACCAAGUAUGAGCUACACAAUGCAAAAAAGAAAAGUAAUGAGAAAAACGACCAAAAGAAGAAGACAAAAAAAAGUUAAAUUUACAAAAUAUCAGCAGAAAAAUAUGAUAAACAAUGGAUCUAAGAAAAGCAAAAAUCAAACAAAUAAAUAUAGGGGGAAAAAAGGUGGUAAACUAAAUACAACGCAUGAAUAUACCCUAUGUUCUCAGUUUUUUUUUAAUAGCUUUCGGAGCAUUGCUCAACUAUUUUAGCUAAAUACCCAAAUUAAGUUUUUUUCUUUUUGUACAUAUAUUUUUACGUAGGGUCCAAUUAAUUUCAAACUUCCACAAGCUUCUUCUGUUGACACCCUUUUAUUCAAAUUUACUACUUCAAAUGUUGGCUGACUUUAAAGGGAAAACCAUGUUACUAUGACAUAUUGAAGGAAAUAUAAUUGGUGGAACAAAAUUGUGCUUUAUUGUGAAAGUUGUUGCCGGAAGUCAGUUACAUUCAUUUCUACGGUUGGUCGUUACGCACACAAGCGCGCACAGCAGCAGCAGCCGCAGCAGUAGCACUGUUGUGUCUGCUGCUUGUUGAAGCUCAAAAGUGAAACAUAGCAAAGAUAUGAGUCAGUUUCUAACUUUGCGUGUUCUCCUCGUGUAACCGGGUGAGUUUGCCGGUGGUUCGGCCUUCUUGUGGACAUUUGUCGGUGUUAAAGAGGCGGGCUGGCUCCGGUUCCUCGCGGAGGGAGUAAAUGAAAGCGUUGUUUGGGGCCGUUGAACAAAGAGCUUUUCUUCCCUCUACCAUUGUUGCCGAACGGAGCGCCUGUUUCCUAACUCUCUCUGAGGGGGUUUCGGACGGUUAAAGUAAGCGAACUACUCUGAAGUUUGGUGGUUUUUUGACAAAGUUGGCUUACGUGCUCUCUAGGCCUAUUGUGUGAUCAACUAAUUUACCUAAUAUUCAACUAGCAAAUCCCUCUGAUCAGUGGGCUGCAUUGAUUGGACUCUGUUAUAAGUUUACGCAACAUUGAUAUUGGCACAUAACCGAGAUAGUGAAAGUAGCUUACAACACCAGCUUUCACUUAUAUUUAUUUUGUAUACAAAUAUAAACUAGAAACGACUUACUUUUUAGAGUUGAUAUGCCUCUAGUUAGUUUAGUUUGUUAUGAAACAGAAUAAUUUGAAACGCCAGGUCUCUUUAUUAGCCCAGCACAAAUCGAAAAUUCGCGAUAUUAUUAGCGAUAACGAUACGAAGCUCGAUACAUUAUCGGAUAUCGAAGAUUACGUGUUUGCUUCAAUUUGCCUGUCUACUGUUGCACAUGGUUCUCACAACACCUUGCAGCAUGCAGAAAGCCCUCCCUGAUUCACAAUAAGUCUAACAGCAUUUCUAUUUGCCACUUGAUGUGUAGAAUAACGUGAGAGAAGUUUGCAGUUUAUGUAGCGUAAUCUUUCUGCAUCACAUUGUUUUGACUGCACUGCCAUUGUAUCCAGGCCUCUCUCCAGCAAGUUACACAUAAACAUGCUGCAUGAUAAAAACAUGGCUAGUUUAUGUCAAACCUAGAUCAAGGCUUUUGCGAUAUUUUUAUCCAGAAUAUUCUUAUCAUGAUUAGUUGAGAUUGGCUUGUUAUUAAUUUGCUGCAUCAAUCUGCUCCUUAGAUGGAAAUCAGUCUGUCAUCUUUGGUGCGUUCAUGUUUUCAGUUUGCCUAACACCACAUGAAUGCAGUACAUGUGCAGCCAAAGUCUGUAUGAGUAAAAAAUCAAAACUACCACCAUUGAUAAGAGUUAUCUUUCCUAUACAUUUACUGACAAUAUCUGAAAGACCUGCUGCUCUGGGAAGGUGUGAGAGUAAUGAAGAGCGUUUGCUUUAAAUAUUUUCCGCGGUGAAAUAUUACAACAGUAAUAUUAUAGUAAUAAUAUCAACAUUUUACCCUGUCAACAGUUGAUUCAUUAAAGACACUGAUUUGAUAACAGCCAAUAUGUUAAUUCUGUUUAAAUUAAUAGAAAGUAACAAUAUUUACGUUAAAACCUGUUGGCAGUCUAACAGUCUGCCCCACCCUCCUGCUGCAAAAGGAUGUGUCUCCACGACCCAAGUCCAGCAAAUUUAAUCCAGAUAUCUUCAUCGUAAACAUCAAUAGUUUCCUUCUACUUAAAUCUAUAGGCUGUAUGCUCUAACUUAAGUUUUCUGCAAUCCAUCUUGUGUAAAAGCAGGUUGAGGAUGUUUAUUUCUCCUCAGACUAAGUUUGCUAAUUGUUGCACUAGCUGCAACAAGUGUUUUGCAAGUCGGUCAGUGACAUUCUGGUGCCACUUGGUGGUGAGAAGUUUGAACACCUUUCACAAAUUCUGUCCUGUCGUAGACGGAAAUUAAGUUAGGAAAUGCAAAAACGACUUGAUAGAAAACCAAAUGUAAUGAAGGUUCGGGUUUGAUAAUUGUUUUCCUUGUAAACAUUGGAACUGAAAGUUUGAAAAGGAACUCAGUAUGGUUUAUGGUUAGAUAGAUGUGCCCAGCUGUUGUGCAGAUGUGCUGCAUCAGACAUCUUUGUUGAUUGAGUAUGAGGUUGGGGGGCAGGAGGGGGUCCUUAGCUGAAGUAGCAUCCAUGUUAACAGUGUUAAACUGGUGGACUUAAUCAAUGUUCUUCAACACUCGAAACUAGUCAUAAACAUGCACAAAUAUCAAGUUUUACAAACAGAAUAAAUGUACAGCAACUAUAAUGUUGUUCAACCCAUUCACAUACUGAAUUUCCCCUCAGGGAGACAUUAAGUUCUUCUCAUCUAAUUAUUUAAUGUCAUCAUUUACAGUCCCUUGAGCCUUUGUUUGGUGUGCUCGUCCAUUGUCCCAAAGUACAAGUGAUUGCCACUUCCGGGUCACUUCAUUAUCAUCAUCCUGUGCUGGUUCAUACAGUUGAAUUAUAGUAUCUGUUUUUGACCUGAAAAUAACAGUUUGUGGUCUGCCUUUACACAUUUAUUGUGUGAUUUAUCAGAUUGCACAGAAUUUUAACAUUAAUGUUACUGUAGAAGGAUAUUGUAUUGAAUGGUUUCUUAUGUUGUAUUGAUCUUUAUCUAUUGAAUCAUAUCACUUUAUGAAUAACCUUUGCAGUUCCCAUCCCUCCUUACUCAUGUCAGUAGAUAUUACAGGUACUGGUUUGUCCACAGGGGGGUGCCUGAAUGGAGCCUUAUGGACACUUCAUUGUAUUAAAAGCUCUGCCAAUUAGGAACUUAAUGCUCAUGGAAAUGAAACAUAACCUAUGAUACGACUUUGAUGCAGAUUUGGACACAUUCACAGCCACUCCUACCAUCAGCAUCAUUUCAAACCUUCAGCAGAGCUAAAAUCUCAGGUUAACAGCAGGGAAAUACAUAAAGAUUGAUGAUGAAAUUCUGAAAAGAAAUGGCAAAAGUAGAAGUUAAAAUUGAGGGGGAAAGUGCUGUAGUGGAUUAUAUCUGUAGUAAACAAAAAAGCUCUCAGGUGUGAAAGGAGCAUCUGUAACAAGUCAAGCUAAAUAAAACUAACACUACGUUUGCAAAAGUAUCAAAAGUAAUUUGAAGUGCUUUGUUUGGAGCGUUGGUUACUUUGUAUAUUUGAACAGGAGGUCUCAGGGUACAGGUCCCAGGUCCAAGCACUCUGUUGAAUUAGUCGUGUUGUUUGUGUUUACAGGUGAGGGGCGGCCUGUGCUCCAGUCAUGACCUCUGGGAAUGGGAACACUAACAGCAGCCAACACAAUGGAGAGAGCAAACCAGCCCAGGCUUUAGUCAAGUCCCACAUCCUCACCCAUCUGAUCGAAGGCUUCGUCAUCCAGGAGGGAGCUGAGCCUUUUCCUGUGAGUACCACAGCUCUGCAUGUAUCUGCCAAAUAAGACAUGAUCCAUCUGCAGAGCUUCACAAACUUGAACACAAACCAAAGUUCUUGUUUUCUCUUCCUGUGUGUGUUUCCACUGCAUUUGGCAUUCUGUAUCUAGGAAAAUUAACCUGAAUAAUGCAAAAAAUUUAAAGGCAACUUUUUACAAUCAAACAGAACAAAGAAAAAAUGUACUGAUCAACAUCUGUGAAUUUAAGUUAAAUAUGUCUAGAAUAAGAUACAGCUCAAAACAAAACAAAAGAUUGAAGGCUGAAGAUCUCACCCAAGAAUUCUUGGACCUUUUAGAGGCUAAAAUGAUUUUCCCACAGGUUGAUUCAGACCCUGUUCCCUCUGCUUUCCCCAAAGAGUUCCUAGAUCAGAGAGAGAGACUCAAAGAUAAAGCUUAUUAGGUGGAAAUGAGCAGUUGCACAAACAAAAUUAAUUGAAACCACACCACAGAGUUGAUUUAAUCCAACACAGCAGAAGUUAAAGUAUUUGCAUCCCCUCUUUCCUCUUCUUCAAUAUAUUGUGAUUAUUAUGCUCUCUUAUUUAUCAAAUAUUGAAAAUGACUACUGUGUCUUUCCAUUUGCUUACCCUAAAGAUUGCACAAGAGCAAAAAGGUGUGUGAUAAUGUGUUCUGUAAUUUAUGACAGUCUUAUUCAGUGCUCUCAGCUGUUGCAAUAAAGUCAUUUCUCUGUCUUCAGGUGGAACGUCCGUCUUUCUCGAUUGAGUGCCUAAGGAGACACACAGACUCAAAGAUGGAUGGCAUCUCACCAAAGGGUAAACCUCUUUUCAUUUAAAGCUCUCGGCCUGGCAGCUCGGCUCUAUUUUGAUCUGUAAAAUUAUGGUGCACUAUGUGAAGUUGACUUGUCUGUCUGUUCAUGCAUGAAUGUGAUACUAGGGUUUUUCCUGAGAGUAAUUUUGCCUUGUACAUCUAACUGACUGAUGAUGCACUUUCGCUCUUUUGUUUACUUGUUGCAAUUAAUGAAUCUCUAGAAAAAUGUUAAAAAAACAAGGUCAAGGUAUUUUUUUCUGCAUUUUCACAUGAAAACCUUGGUGAUAAAUGCGCAAAAACACAAAAGGAAAAGAGCAUUGGCUUUACCUUCUGCUCUUGUUUAAUCCCUGAGUUUCCUGGCCUGUAUAGAGAACAGUAAAGUAGGGAAAUCAGAGCAUGUCUUAAGACUUAAACUCUGUCCGAAAGCUCGUUCGUACAUGCAAGAGGUUGCAAAUGUACUCAAUGAGCAAUAAUCAAAGGUGAUUUGAAAUCUGGAGUGUUGUCACACCUUUCUCACCUGUCCAAGUUCUGCAUGAAGGAAUCUUGAGUGACAGGAAACAAAAUUGGCUCUUGAUGAUUCAAUGAACACUUUGUUUGCAGCAAAUAGAUGCCUGAGGGCGAUCUCAAACACCAUGCUGUGUGAGCUUGUUUUGCCAAGUGUUUGUGCAUUGUCAUGUUUGAGCUCAUGACUGAACUGUCGAUGCUGGCAAGUUAACCGAGAGCCACUGGAGGCAGAGUAGACUCUAUGGAUCAUGACCUUGUCCUGAUACAGGGUUUUUCUGAGCAUGCUGUCAGCAGUAGUACCUCAGCUGUUUAUCUGACUGUAUUGACCGUGUGUGCCCCCCUCCCAACUCUACCCCCUCUAGAGUUAAAGGCCCAGCAGGAGCCCAUGCUGACCUGUGAGCUGUGCGGCAGAGUUGAUUUCGCCUACGUCUUCAAAAGAUCCAAGAGGUUCUGUUCAACGGUCUGUGCCAAACGGUAAGAAGAGGACAGUAUGUCGGCUCAGUGCAGGAGAUUAGAAAAUAGAGAAGCAUCAUAUUGCUAUUAGCAGAUAAGAACAUUUCUGCUGGAAAAAAAGGUGAUGCGUUAAUUUUGCGCAUGCAGUGACAGAUUUUAGAUGUUGGUUAUAUUUAGGUGUUUUGAAGUGUUGGAAACAGACAGCAGACACAUUACUUAAUGUCUACAUUUAAAAAGAAUGAAUUUAUCAUCUAAGGUAGAAUCAGAUAUUUGUCAUGUUUUAUGUCUGGUUCUACAACAAAAAGACUGGAAAGCAGAAAAGUUUUUAGAGUGGGUAACACAGCUGCCCUUUUAAUAUUGGGAGUCUGUAACAGUGUCACAGAAAAACUCUGCUGACAUCAAUUUUUUUAAUUGAUCUACAGCAGUGUAAUAUUGGUUUUCCACCAUCUGAUGUCACAUUACAUUUUGGCAUUGCAGAAGCAUGAGAGAGAACAAAACAAAGUGGGAGUUUUACAUGAAUUCACACACAGCCCUGCAUGUCCUGUCAGCUCUAAGUGACCCUGUCUGCUCUCUGUAACACCUCAGAGUCAGACACUAACUGAUGCCGGCACAACAGUGUGACUACUGGGGCCUUGUUAGAGCCCAAAAUGUAACUAUGGCCUAAAAUGUUACAAAAAUAGAUGUAAUAUAACCCUAAAUGUAAUAGUUAGUCAGUUAUGUUAUUUAGUGUUUAACCCAAAAUGUAAUUUAAAAAAAUGUAGUAAAACCUUAAAUGUAAUAACUAACUCAAAAUCUAUGAUGUACCUACAUUUGGGCAAAAAGUUAUUAUGUUUUGGGCUCAGCAUCUUGUUAGAUUAUGGAGCAGUUAUUACAUUUUUGGUUUUAUUGCAUUUUUUUAAUCACAUUUUGGGUCAUUAUAAAUAUUGGGCUCUAACAGGCCUAUCAUCAUCAGACCUCUGAGACAGUCACACUGAAGGCAAUGACAUUACAGAGGACUGAAUAUCAUACCUGACAAUACAAAAAGGGUCCAGAGGUUUUAGUCUGCUUUACUUCAGCAGUAUUAAGCCUCAGAAGAAACUGACGAACAUAAACAGCUGUGUUUUAGACCAGAUGUAGAUCCUACCCUUACAAAGAAAAACAGAAUAUGACCAUAAUGACAUUUCCAAUCAAGGUGUGCUCUUUAUGCCUAAUGUUUAGUUCACAGUGCCUCCUUUUCUUUACAGUUACAAUGUGGGAUGCACAAAGAGGAUGGGUCUCUUUCCAAACAGAAAAACUACGCUGGAAAACAUGAAGAAACAGAGAGCGCUGAACGGAAACCUCAAAAACUGCAGCUUAGAUUCAAAGAAGAAGGUGAAGCACUGUUUGACUCCAAAGUUAUAAUAUUUGUAUAAAGUAUAACUGCAUUUUCCUUCAUAAAUAUCAAUGAGGUCUCAUCCCAUCUUCUGUCUGAAUUAAAUGGAGUCGUCGAUAGUUUGACUAAAGCGUGUUUUUUCCCUCUCAGACUGCUCCCUCUGUGCAGAAGCCUCCUCCUCCUGCUGCUGCUCUGUCUCCAGGUCACUCGGUCCAUCCCGCACAGGGAGAGUCCAGCCAGUGUUCAGACCUGUCUGGUUACAAAAGACCCCUGUCCCCCCUGUCGCCCACCCAGCGGGUUCCUGCUGUUCGAGGCUCUGAUCUUCCUUUGCUGCCCCACAGUUUCCUGCCCAGUGACCCGGGCCAGUGGAACAUCGAGGACGUCUACGAGUUCAUCUCCUCUCUGCCAGGUGGGCGUUUAUCAGAUCUGAAGUUUUAGAGAUUAUUCCCUUCAUUUGUUUUGAUGCAUAGUACAAAAUGUGCAGUUGUAGCAUUUCCCUCUUGGUGUCUAGUAAGCUUUAAUUUUGAUAUCAAGCAUUAGUGUUGUCUUCUCUCAUAACACCAUGGUUUUAAAAAAGCAAGUAUAGUUUUUUGAUAAAGUGCUUUUAAAAAAACAAAAGCCACAAAGUGAUUUAGAGAGAUGAAAUAAAACAUAUAGACAGCAUGAAAAAAGACAUGGCCCCAUGAGCCACAGCUGAAGGUGUUUGAGAAUUUGAAAAAAAAAAAAAACAUACCUCAGGCACUGGAAACAAUCACUCAUGGUGCAUCGAAGCAAGAGUGAUAAUUAACCUCAUUCAAGUCUGAACAGGCGUGUAGACGACUUUUUUUAUUCCUGCUAAAAGUUAGUGCGGGGUAAUAAUAGUUUGAAAUGUGUUUGACCUGAGUCAGGUUUAAUAACCUGCAGCCAGAGCACGUACUCUUCAUGACUGAGAAGCACAUGUUGACACAGCAGGGUCAGCUGAGUUUGUCUUUAUGUUGAUCACUUUAACAAAACUUCAUCUCAUUGGUAAAUAUGUUACUUUUGACCCCACUGAGUUUAUAGGAGAGCUUUAGUUUUAUCUGCUAUUAUCUGCUUUUCAGGUUGAGAUCACUAAUGCAGUAUAUGAUGACUUAUGAUAUUGUGUAUUUACUGUAUCCUGCAGGAAUUCACAUUGCUACCCAGCUACGUAAACAAAUCAAUUAAAGUGAGUUGCUUGAAAAAAUUAAAGUCAAUCAAUCUUUAUUUAAAAUGGCAACAAUUUGCAACAAUUUUUCUCUCAAGACACCGUUACAAAAAGAGCUGGUCUAGACUAUAGAUUGUAUAUACUGUGGACAACUUGGUUCCGCCUCCCGCCUGUUUACGGAUUUGAAGCCAAAUAGCUUCAAUAGACCUAUACUGCAGCCCAUCAACAGAGAGUGCUGUUCUCGGAGUACUUUCACCCAGCAAGGACGCAGAUGCUGUCCAUUCUAUAUACAGUCUAUGGUCUAGACUAUACUUACUUUAUUAUCUUCAAAGAGCGAACACCGAGCUGAGAUAAGGCCGAGUCUUAUCUAGUCAGAAAAGACCUAUUCUUGUCUUAAUCUAACAGAGGUGACACACUUUGCAGCAUUUAGCAAGUUGCAUGGGUGGAGAGGAGAAACUCCCUUUAACAGGCAGAAACCAGGAGCAGAACCAGACUCAUGUUAGACAGUCAUCUGCUGCUAAUGCAUUGGGAUUGGAAGGGGGAAGUCAACAGGUUAAUAGUAGUCGCACAAACAGUAGUGUUUGUGUUAACAAUGCUGAUAAUGGGAACGAUAAAAUCAAUCAUAAGAGUUGGAACCAAAAGUAUUUGAUAUAAAUAUUAGCAUUGUAAUAGUGAAAAUAACAGUGAGACUAAUAGAAAUAUGUGAAUGAACUUUUGCUUUAUUAGCUGCAACAGUAUUCAAAGAGCUUUGAGACUUACCAUAUUAUAGUUUAAUAUUAAUAAUAUUUGAAAUAGUUUCACUAUGACACACCUGUAAACGUACUGUUAUUCUGCUGCAUACACUCUUCAUUGUCUGCUCUUUGAUAUGAAAGUUGUACUGUAUGUUAAGACUGUUUGCCGAUCACACAGUGCAGUCAUGGUGAUAGCGGUGAAAUGAUCAGACCUGUGCUGACUGCAGAUGUUUCUGUGUGUCUCCGGCCGCAGGUUGUCUGGAGAUUGCAGAGGAGUUUCGCUCUCAGGAGAUCGACGGUCAGGCUCUGCUGCUGCUGAAGGAGGAUCAUCUGAUGGGAACCAUGAACAUCAAACUGGGACCUGCGCUCAAGAUCUUCGCCCAGAUCAGCAUGCUCAAAGACUCGUAGCCCCCUCCUCUCCCCGCACACAAACACAAACACACACACACACAAACACACACUUUCUGGACAAACACGACGUGCUCAGGAUCCCAAACUACCUUUAAGUUGAUUCCAGGUGUCGGGCCAGGAUCAUUGUGUGGAUGUCGUCACGGCCUGCUGAAUAAACACGAGGACUCAGCUGAGACUUUUUUACACUGAUCACUUCACUGUGGAACCACUUCAGGAAAACUUCACCCCGUAGAGAAGAAAAACGUGUUAGGUAGGCUGUGAUGAGGUUUAUUCGAGAACCUGUUUGAAGUAUGUCUUACUGUAUCUUCAGUUUGCAGCUAGUGUCCUAUCUGUGUGGUAAUUCACUCAAACAAACACACCCUCUUUGUUUGAUUUCUGUGCAUCCUGAGCAGCAUUUAGUCCUAACUCAGACUAGUACUACCUAUCUGUCCUGACCUGCUUCUUCUGACAUUGAGUGGCUCAUGAAAUUCAUAACAAGGACAAAGUUAAAAAAAAGGAGAAAAACUUAAAUACAGUGUGUAUUUUUGUUUAAUUUUAUAUCAAGACUCAUGUGAUACCAAGAAUAGACUGUUUGAAUGUUAAAAGCCAAUAGUGCAGAUAUUUGAUUGUUCGAUUCAAACCAGUUUGUGUCUUUUUGACUGAUUAUAGCAGCUAUUACCAUUUACAGGGCAAACUACAGGUCAUCAAAGCAACAUACGGACACUGAAUUCAGUCUUCAGGUUGGAAGUUGUUAAAAAAAAAAGAGCUAAAUUAUGUGGGAGAGUUUGAAGGUUUCUUAACAAGAAACCAAGCUGACCAACAUCCCCAAAGGGGAAAACACUUACUAUUGAGAAAAAGGUCAUAAUACGCCACCUCAAAAUAACCAAACUGUCCCUUUUAGUCGAAUUAAAUGAGAGCACCAGAUAAAUGAAUGUUUUAGCCUGUUACUUCUUUGUCUUACACCGCAGACUGUAUUGGUCGUAGCUAAUCACACACCACAUGAGCUGUGGUGACAAAACCUUACUGUUACAGACUUUUUCUUGGUCUGGGUGUAAAGAGGAUCAAAUACAGAUAUUUUCUGAUUAGAUAUGUUUGAUUGAUCUCAAUUUAUUUUGUACUAAAACCAAACCCUAUUCCUCUAAGGUUGCCAAUGUAACUACAAGUUUAACUCCUCAUGUAGGGGAGAAACUCCAGGUCAAAGCUGAUUUAUACUUCUGUGUCUCACUGUCUCUAUUAUGGUGCUAGACAUACAAACAUGAUCGCUUAAUAUUGUGUUAAUGCUUGUUUUAAUAGUUUGUGGGUUGCAGUGAUUAACUUCUUCCAGUUUAAGGGACUUAAUAGUCUUUCCUUCAUGUGUCCAGGGCUUGCUGAUGACAAACAUUGGAGCUUUUAUUUAAAGUUUUAUUAAUGCACUCUCUGCUCAUCCCUACUGCUAAAGUUCUGAAACAAAAGGGAUCAAAUGUGGCUUUAAUGAUCAGUCAGGUUUAGCAGAGGCUUUGUCUCACCUUGUAAGAGUAUUAUUGGGCGUCAUUUUCCUGCUUAGGACUUCUAUCGUAACAAGUUGACAGCAAGUGUUAGUCUAAAGGUGAUUUCACUGAAUUUAUGCAGCUUUAAAAAACGACAAAGUGGUCCCUCCACUUCUACGCUUGGUAGAGUUUCAAGCAGCCGUAAUCUUAUCAGUCAACGUCUAACUUUUCAUUUACAGUAAAGUAAACUUUGGUGUUUUUCUGUUUACACUGUAAAGGUGCAGAAAUAACAACAGCAGCUCUUACCUGUAAUGGUUCAGCUUGCUCUUGUCUUCUUAGUCAACCUGCCCUGAAACUCUGCCAAAGCUCAUCAAGUGUCAGGUCUUUUGCUUACUUUGCAUCUGUUUUCUUCAAUUUGGUAGAUGUCUCUUUCACUCAGCCCUUUCUCUUAUAGUGAGCUGUCAACCACCAAUCGAAAGUUUUCUUCACUGCAAUUGAAUUGAGAGAAAAUUUGAAAAUAUCCUGUUAAAUUGACAGUUUUGUCACAUUUUCAACAGGCAAAGGUAAAAUCAUAAACAGUUCUUUCAUUUCAUGGAUUAAUCAGAUAUGAAUAAAGAAUUAAUAACCAUUGCCUAAGGGGGGUUUGACCAAUCAGAAUUAAGUAUCUGACACAUUGUAACAUUAUUUAAAAUUAUUAAAUAAUUGAUCAACAUUUGUUCUCAUUGUUGAGAAUCAGACCCCCUUUUUAAUGAGGUUUUGACCGAUUAGAAUCAGUGUGAAGCAUGUCCAGGUAACAAACUGAUCAGAUUUACACUUAGAGCAGCUACAUAAUUAACGCUAUGAACAUCACAGUGUAUUAAAAAGCCCCAAAACUAACAUUUAACAUUUUUCACACAGUGAAGUCUCCUGCUCGCCUUGCUCGUCAGACCUGGAGGAUUAUUUAGCCUCUUCUUUCUGUAGUCUCUGCUCAUGAGAGGAGACAGCCAUGAGUGCCUUCGUUGACACGCUGACACAGAAGUAUAAUUCAGGCCUAAUGAACUCAUAAUCUUUGAGUCAUUUCAUCCAUUCAUCUACUUCUACCAUAUUGCUGAACUUCUGAAAUUAACCCUGACCCUCCUUUUCACCUUGAUGAAACAUGUUUUUUUUUUUUUAAAGGUUUUAUUUUUUUCUACAUAUGAAAAGAAACGGCUGCAUGUAGUUCAUUCUGAUAAAAACUGAGCCAUCGUUUUUUCCCUCAGACACCCUGUUGUAUUCAUUAUUCUUCAGAAUCACCAAAAUCUGUUUGUGUCAUUUCCUGGUUAUGUUUGAAAUGAUGCUGUGAGAAAAGAUGUCAUUGUUUUUUUCCCUUUUUGAUACAGAAAACCAAAUUUUCACUCUGAAAAUAAAACCUUUGGAUAAUUUCUU
Molecule: messenger RNA, 22021 nt
Organism: Xyrichtys novacula (pearly razorfish)
Lineage: Eukaryota; Metazoa; Chordata; Actinopteri; Labriformes; Labridae
Source: the annotation of a GenBank genome assembly